This is a messenger RNA of Anolis carolinensis (green anole), 6322 nucleotides long. RefSeq lists its product as uncharacterized. Lineage: Eukaryota; Metazoa; Chordata; Lepidosauria; Squamata; Anolidae. The record is from RefSeq and is a predicted model, not a curated record. Bases 182 to 3907 code for a protein of 1241 amino acids. The transcript is spliced from 17 exons.
ACAGCUGGGUCAGGCCAGCUGCCUUUUCAAAGUUUCGUUUCCCCGCAAAGGGAAAGCCCGGUCAUGUGACUCUUUUCAGCUAGUCAGCCUAGAUGAAGCCUCACUCGAUUCGAAUGGAGAGCUUCUCCCCAAAGUGCCGCUGGAUUUUCGGCGCCUCUCUUCGCUAAGUGGAGCAGGGCUGAUGGCCUUGGAGGAAGGAGAUGCUGAUAACUUAAAACGCCGUGUAGUGGAACUACUGCUUCAGAACCCCCAAGGCAUCAGGUUUGAGAAUUUUUCUGGGGCCUUCCAUCAGCUGCAUGGUUACUACCCUCGUAUCGCUCUUCAGGGAUAUCAUACGCUCAAGGAAUUAGUGGCUGAUAUGAAGAAUGCUGUGGUUGUGGAAAGGCGUUCACGGCAACAAGUUUUGAAGAUUGCAAAGGGCUUCCGUCUUGACUGUUGGUUGGAAGGAGAAAAAGGGAAUGGAUUGGAAACAUCAGAAAGAGAAGUGGAGAACCUGCGAGAUGAAGACCAAGUUGGAGGAGAAACAACUCUUGCAGACAUCUUGGAUUUGCUCAUCAGCCUCCUAACGGAGUACAAAUCGGGACUGAGAAUUAGCUAUAUCCAGAAAUUCAUGCUAUCCAAGCAUGCAGUGGACAUGGAAAAGUUCAGCAUUGCCCAAGGCUACAAGAACAUCAUGGAAUUCUUGGGACAUGAACUGCCAGAGCUAAUAGUCAGAUAUCAAGAGAAAACCUGUGAAUAUGUUGUACAGAUUCCUGAAGGUCUCUUUGCCUCAGAUCUGUCUGUGGAGUCAGAUUUCUCUACAUGGAGCUCACCAUCCUCGACCCAGGAUCUAACAAGAACAAACUCUGCUAGCUCUUUGUAUUACACAUGCAAAAGUGACCCAAACCAUGUGAAGCAACCUACAAAAUAUGUCCCAGAUCUGCCGGCUGCUUCAAAGCUAAUUCGGGAUGUGCUCAAGAGUUUUCCUUGUGGUAUCAAAGUAUGUUCGCUAAAAAGGGUCCUCAGAAAGAGAUGCGGAUUUGACUUGGAGGCAUUCCGCACACAGCACGGAUACCAAGAUGUGUUGUCCUGCUUGAAGGAUGUCCCUGACCUGUUUCUGCUAAACACGAAUAGGCAUCGGAAUUGUCUCGUCCGCCUUCAGCCAUGUCCCUUUGGUUCAGAUCUGUCUCUGGACUCAGAUUUCUCUGGAUAUAGCUCUCACUCCGAACCCGACGGUCUAACAAGAACGAAUUCCGUCCUGUCUCUGGAAAGUACCUCCAGCUGUACUCCUUCUCUUGAUACUAAUUUCUCUGUUGGUCACACAAAUGUUGAGCCUAAGAAACCGAGGUCAACAAAUUCAGCUGUCUCUUUACCUUCUACCAGUGUGAGUGUGCCAAACCAUGUGAAGGAGCCAACAAACCAGGCCCUAGCUGUCUCUCUACCUUCUACCAGUGUGAGUGUGCCGAACCAUGCGAAGGAACCAACAAACCAGGCCCUAGCAUUACCAGAAGUUUUGUCUUUAGUCAGUGACCUACUCACCAAGUACAAAGACGGUCUGAGAAUUAAGAAAAUUCAAGAUUUCCUGAUGGCCACAAACAGCAUUGACCUUGAGAAAUUCAGCAUCAUGCAAGGCUACAAAGGCUCAGUGGAAUUUUUGCAGCGUCAAAUGCCUUAUUUAUCCUACAUGAAACGAAACCAAAGACUCAACAGUGUUUUUAAACUGGGUAUAAAGGCAAAAAAGAAGCAGCCUCAAAAACAUCCCCAAACUGGAACAACCAAAAAGAAUCCUUCUGUUGCUUCUGUUCCCCCUUUGAUGAAUGCCCCUGUGCUGCAGUCAACAAAACCACUGGAGCCAGUUUGUUCCGAAUCAGGCUUUGGAAGUGUCUCUAAGUCUUCCGUUACAGCCCAUGAUUUUACUGCAAGCAAAUCUCAGUCCCAGAGCCUGCCUUUACAAGCUCCUUCCACACCACACCAAGUCAAGAAUACGAUCCAUUCCAGCAUGCGUAUCCCACUUCCAUCUUUUCAUGAGGUCCAUAAUGCAUCACCAGCCAAGCCUAACAAUUCAGGCCAGUCUAUUUCCAAUGGUCCACACCAGAAGCCAAAUGUAUGCCUGUGUGGACCACCACCCAUGGAAGAGGUAUCUUGUCAGUUGGAUAGGCAACCGUCUAACAAAUCCAAAAUGACUAAAGAUGAACCUUCACAGGACCAGGAUGAUUUGAAGCAGCAAGUAGCUCACAUCCUGGCCUUGCAUCCAGAAGGCAUGUCACUUUUCCAGUUCCGUGCAGCCUAUAGUGCCACCUAUCAGCAGCACUUCCCAAUGGACAACACUGCUUCUGUCAAACAACGUUUGCAGGAAAUGCCGGAUGUUGUUAGUAUGAAAAGCUAUGGAGUCCAAACAAGGCUGCUAUCUGUAUCCCGUGCAAUGCCAUCUUUAAAAUCUGGUCAGCCUGUCUCUGCCACAAUGGAAAAAGCUUCAGUUGUCCCUGGUCUCUCACAGCCCAGAACAGUGUCACUGACUCAAGAGAAUUCUGAAGAACUUGGAGGAGAUGACAGCAAGGAGGAUUACCCAGUCCUUGAUUCUUUGCUCCACCAAGUAGUUAAACCAAGAGGUUGUGUGCAAGAGAAUGUGAAGAAGAAGCCCAGGCCAAUGGGAGCUCCGGUCAUUCCUCAGCCCCCUGUAGUCUGUCAUACAUAUGCCCAAGUCACAGCUUCACGUAAACCUUUGAAACCAAAUAGUCUUCAUAUGAAGCCCACACAACUUAAUAGCCCUUGUAUUUCUGCCAACAAUGCCUCAGUGCCUUCCACCUCUCAUUCUGCCUCUUACAACUCUGGAACAUGGGCGCAGCCGGUGAGCUAUCCAUUUGUGCCGUUGGUUUCCCAGAUGCCAGAGAUUUCCCCUGUCAAGCCCGCCUAUAUCAAAGUUUCUAGAUAUCCUUCCGGGAUCCAGUUUAAGAACCCUACAGUUCAGAGCUCUCCUUUUGCUCAGCCACCCCAUGUGCUCCCAAUUAGAUAUGAUCCGACAAUGCAUCUCACCGAAAGCACAGAACAAUGGAGCAACAUUUGUACUCUCCCACAAGUGGAUGCCUAUUCUCCAGUGAAGACAUCAUCCAACACCCAGCAGCUUGCCCAAAACCCUACAUCCUCAACAAGGAGAUAUCCCAUAUCUCCAUCUUCUAGAAACAUCUCCCAGACUGUCCAGCAGCUAGAAUCUUAUAACCAUACACAGCAGGAUGGUGUGCAGCUUGGAUCAGUUGUGGUAGUAAGGAAUAAAAGCUUCAUAGUAACAUCUCUGGACACACAGCCUAAGCCUCCAGCAUCUGCUUAUCAGAGACAAUACGUUGAUUGGAAUCCUCUGGUAUCUACUACAAACAGAGCGCCGUUCAUUUCACAUGGUGCUUGCUCCACUAGUCAGCUCUUCCAGCCCUUGGAAACUUCCUCUAGUAGGAAAAGGAAUCCUAAUUCUCUGCUUUUUGAACCUCCAAUUUUUGUGGAUCAACCACAACCUGUUAGUGCAAGUGCUACCAUAACCACCUCAUCGUACUCACCACCUUCACUUGUAGAUGCUACUGUAAGCCCAUAUUCCAACCACUUAUCUGUUUGUAAUAAUUCUGCUAGUCAACCUUCAAAGCCUCGAGCUUCCAUUCAACAGCAACAAUAUACUAGCCUGAAUACCUCUGUAAUCAACUCCAGCGGGAAACAAGCAGGUUCAUUGCCUUGCCCUCAAGACCUCACUAUCAGACGAUCCCGCCAACUUUCCAUAACACCUUUAAGUGUUUGUACAGAUAAUGAGCCUCCUGUCCAAACUAAGCCUGUGGUUUCUUUUUCCAAACAUGCUGACGAUCAUCAUGUUUCUUUGCCAAAAAACCAGACAUCUUAUUCUCCCCCAAAUAGCCCUCUUAAAAAACUGGAUAGUUGUGUUAUCCUGUAAUAACAAACAUUGAGGAGGUAGGCAUUUUCUGGGAUGAUGCUGGUAGCAGUAAUGGAUGACUGCAUUCAGAAUUUCUAAGAAUGGGAAACAAUAUGGAAUAGGAAGUUUAAAUUUACAUAUGCCACAGACCUGAAAGAAAACCAAUACAAUAUGGUAUAUCACACCAAAACAAUUAGGGCACUACAACAACAAAAUACAAACAAAAUGCUGGAAAUGUCAGGAAUAUGAGGACUCGUUCUACCAUAUGUGGUGGCUUGUAACAAAACAAAGAAAUACUGGAAAGAAAUACAUGAGGAGUGCCAGAACGUAAUGAAAAAGAUAUUUCAAAUGAAACCAGAACUAUACCUGUUAGGUAUAACAGAUUUCAAACUAGGAAAAAAUGAAGAAAAGAUACGAAACUACCUGGUGAUUGCAGCAAGAAUAGUCUUUGCCAAGAUUUCGAGAUUAAAUGAGAUACCAACAAUAGACCAGUGGAUACUAAAGAUAUGGGAAAUAAGAAACAUGGAUAGGCUAACAUAUUUAAUGAAGAAGCAUCAAGGAAAACCAGUGAGAGAAACAGAUUGGACAGUAAUUAAGGAAUACAUGACAGACAGAGAAGAAGCUCACUGAGAUCACAUAGGAAAUAGAAGAAUUAGAACAUCAGAAGUGAGAUACGGCGAAUAUUUAAGACCAUUUCACAUAUUAUAUUUCACUUUCCCCUCUUCCUGAUCUCUACUUCUUUUCCUCCCACACCAUUCUCCACCCACUUCCCUUCCCCCCUUUUUCUCCCCCCCUUUUCAUCAUACUAUUCUAUUUAUUAUUUUUAUUUUCUACACUUCCAUUUCAUUUAUUAUGUAUGUAAAUGAAUUUCAAUUAAAAACAUUAAAAAAUAAUUUUUAAGAUUGUCCCCAUCCAAUUCUGGGACAUGCCAGGUGAGGUGUGUGGUAUUUAUUUGUUCUUGGAUAUUACAGUCCAUUUACUAGGUGCUGCAUUGUUGGCUUCUGUACCUUCAUGAGAGUUGGCAGCAUAAGGGUGGGGGUUUUGAACUGGAACUGGAGAUAAAAGGUUUUUGUUUUCACUUGAAGGCACUAAAUGACCUUGGUCCAGUUGUGAGAAUAAUGUGUGGUGGAGAAAAUCCAUACACACCAUGUUAAGUAUCAGAGGAAAAGUGCACUAUGAGUGUACACAACACAUUGUGUUUUGCAUUACCUUACACAAUGUUUCUUAAACAAAGGCACACAUUCUGUGCAGGAUCCUAUGAGAAAGCUGAAGCUGUUCAUAAAUGCAGGCAGCUAAAGGUGAUUCUGUUUAACAGCAACAUUUUAUAAGCUGGUCAGUAUUCUGGUAUUUAUAUUACCAGUAUGAUGUUUUGUUUGCAGUGUCAGAACAGGAAGAGAGAGAUUCAGGUUUUAAUCUCCAUUUACCUAUGAAGCUCACUAAGAUCUUUGAACAGAUAGUUACUCUUAGGUUUACUAAGGGGUUGGUGUAAUACAAUGGUAGUUGUGGUAAGCAUCACAGUCGUAAUAUUAUUGGAGGAGAUAUGUUACCCCAGCUCCUAUAAGUGAAAGUGUAUUCCUCACCUGUAGUUGAAAGAAGCACAUUUCUUUCUACCUACUUAUUUCCCUUUUUUGUUGGGUAUGCAAGUAACCUUACAUUUGUUUUUCCAAAGGACACAGAAAACUAUGGUCAGAAAGGGAAUUUUUCAUUUAUGUCAGAGCUGUGAAAAAGUCAGUUUACUGAAAAGAAUACAUAUAUGGAUUGUCCUAUAUGAGGGAGUUCAUUUGUAUCUAAUUGCACUUUAAUUAAAUAUCAAGGAAUCUAAUUGCUGUGGAAUGAUGAUGUGAAACAUUCAGCAGUUAGCUGAGGUUUGUGUGUAUGGAUGGGUAUCAUGUAUUUAAUGGGAAAACAGAUCAGUCAGACUGAUGGAUGAGAGCAUUUUGAAUGGUCACUCCAUGAUCAUUUUCCAGUUGGUUCUUUCAUUGGCAGAAUAACCUUGUCAAUAGAUCUUAGAGGAUUAUUUAUAACCGUAUCCUGAGAUUCCUGUACAUCCACAACAGAACAUUAUAAUGCCUCAACGCUUCAUACUUUAAUAGGUUUUCCAAACCUACAUCAUACAUAUUGAGGAUUCACAGGGACUACAUGGAAAAGGGAAAUCCACUUUCAUGGUUUACUAAUAGAAGUAUAUAUAAGCCAGCUACACCUUGUGGGGGCCAUCCAGGCAUUGGCAACUUCCUAGUAAUUUUGGUUUUUAGAACAAUACUUCUCUGCCUUCCAUCUGCAUUUUGGUUAUGAUUGGUAAAUGAUGAUGGAUUAUUUUUAAUAUGCUAACUUCUAAUUGUUAUAUCACAUUUGUCAUUCUAUUUUUUUUACUAAUUACGGAUACAUUUGUAUAUGGUGCAAAUAAAUUAUAAUAAAUGACUGGUCUUUUAUUACUGA